GAAACGUAGCAGAGCUUCCGGUUGCGUAGUCAGCUUCCUCCUCUCGCGCAUGUAAGCGUGAUUGUAGGUCACUGUUGGUCCACCUGCGUUGAGUUAUUGCAUCACAGUGAGUUUAUAAAGAUGUUGCUUCUGUCAAACAGGAUAAAGUUUUGCUCUUUAGCGUUUACAGCCGCGCGUCUGUACAGCAGCGGCCCAGCGGCAGCGAACAAAAACCCGCUGGUGUACUUUGACAUUGCCGCUGACAAAGAGCCUCUUGGCAGAGUUACCUUCGAGCUCAACGCAGAAGUCGUGCCCAAAACUGCAGAAAACUUCCGAGCGCUGUGCACAGGAGAGCAUGGCUUUGGUUAUAAGGGUUCAAUUUUCCACAGAGUGAUCCCUCAGUUCAUGUGCCAGGGUGGAGACUUCACGAACCACAACGGAACUGGAGGAAAAUCGAUCUACGGAAGGACGUUUCCUGACGAGAACUUCCAACUGAAGCACACUGGGCCAGGUAUCUUGUCUAUGGCCAAUGCUGGACCAAACACCAAUGGAUCCCAGUUCUUCAUCUGCACAGCUAAAACACAAUGGCUGGAUGGCAAGCAUGUUGUCUUUGGCAGCGUGAAGGAGGGAAUGGAUGUAGUCGAGAGAGUGGAGUUUUACGGUUCACGGACUGGGCGAACCUCCAAGAAGAUCACUAUCACAGACUGUGGACAGCUCGACUAGACUCCGUGUGGACGUGUCCGUAGUCUCAUCUCCUGCUGUAAUUUCAAUAAAUGCAAGAGUGAAAGAGGGUCUUUCUUCAGUCAGCGAACAGGGUGCUAUCUCUGUUUGCUGACAGUAGAUCAUUUCAGAACAUUUUUUGUUUAGGUUUUUGUGUUUGUAUGCUGUAUUACCUCAAGUAAUGGCCAACACACGUGUUUGCUUUAAAUGUGAACUUGAUGGAUCAAAAAUAAUGAAUGAUCCUAAUAUGUGACAAAGCUUGUGAAUUUAGCAAUAUAAACUUGAACUAAUUUUGCAAAAAAGGGGCAUACAUUUGUAAAAACAAAACCCUUUUCUAAACAUGUGAUUUUUAACAAAGGUGUAAAAAUUUAAAAUUUCCUUAACAAUGAAAUUUUACACGUCAGCAAACUGGCUGAAAUAAAACUUAUUUCAGUAGUGCCUACAUUUUAUUGGAGAUGUUGGAAAAAUAUUCUUUCUGAACUUUCCUGAGGAGAAGUUCAGAA
Molecule: messenger RNA, 1202 nt
Organism: Pundamilia nyererei
Lineage: Eukaryota; Metazoa; Chordata; Actinopteri; Cichliformes; Cichlidae
Product: peptidyl-prolyl cis-trans isomerase A-like
Exons: 6
Coding region: 121-702 (193 amino acids)
Biological process (GO): protein peptidyl-prolyl isomerization; protein folding
Cellular component (GO): cytoplasm
Molecular function (GO): cyclosporin A binding; peptidyl-prolyl cis-trans isomerase activity
Source: RefSeq, a predicted model, not a curated record